AUGAAGAUAAUAACAUGGAAUGUGAGAGGAGCCUCAAACAAUGCUUUUGUGCCUCAUGCAUGGGAUGUAGUGCAUAUUCAUAAGCCUUCGAUCCUUAUCAUUUUUGAAACCAAAGCGGAGGAAUGCCGUGCUAGGCAAGUUACUAGGCUUUUAGGGUUUGAUGACUUUAAGGCAAUGCCGCCUCAUGGGCUAAAAGGAGGAAUUUGGCUUAUGUGGAAGCGUAAUGUUGAUUUGGUUAGCUGGAGUGAAGUAUCUCCGUAUUAUUUUCAUUCCUUGUUCAAGUUUAGCCCUAAUCAACCGGAGGUUCUCAUUACGGGUAUUCAUGCCCCGUCUACAGCUAAAGAAAGACACCAGAUUUGGCGCAAUAUGGAACAAAACUUGCCUCCGGAUCAGGUGCCUUGGUUGGUUGCUGGGGACAUGAAUGAGGUUAGGAGUCAAGGCGAGAAAUCAGUAAAUAACUGGUUGCAACCUAAGGUCGAUUUCUUAACUGGGAGAAGCAAAUUCCUGAGUAAGAUUCGAUCCUGGGAUGGGAAUGUGUUUGGUAAUCUGGCUUUGCAGAAAAAAAGGAUUCUUGCAAGACUAAAUGGGAUUCAACUUUCUUUGUCAUUUCGUGACUCGAAUUUCUUAAGUCAACUAGAAAAAAAUCUCCUUGUGGACUUAAAUAACAUUCAUCUCGUUGAAAGAAGAAUUUGGGCUCAAAAAGCAGGGAUUUACUGGAGAAAAUUUGGGGAUUAUAACACCCGCUAUUUUCACGUUUUGGCUAAGAUUAAGAAAUCAAAAGGAAAAAUUCAUUCCCUUCAGGAUUCAGAGGGGAACUGGAUCCAAGAUGAUUUGCUUCUAAAAAACUUGGCUAGGGACACCUUCAUCAGUAUAUUUUCAACAAAACAUAUUUUAAGUAAACGCUCUUCUUCUUUCAUGCCUCCAAAUUUUCUUUUGCAUGAGGAUAGUCUUGAAUUGAUUAAACCAUUUUCUAUUGAGGAAGUAAAGAAUAUUGUGAGUUCUAUGGCUCCCCUGAAAAGUCCGGGGCCUGAUGGUAUCCAACCUAUUUUCUUUCAACAAUGCUGGAGCAAUCUUAAUGAGCAUUUGGUCUCCUUCUUGAACAAUUGUCUGAAUGUAGGUAUGGUGCCGAAGGAUAUCAACAAUUCCUAUCUUUGUCUCAUUCCUAAGAAAGAAGCCCCUACUACUAUUAAUGAUUUUCGUCCUAUAGGUCUUUGUAAUACCAUUCUUAAGCUGUUGACUAAAACCAUUGCUUCUCGUAUUAGAGGUUUAAUGCCCAAGUUGGUUAAUCCUUUACAAACUAGCUUUGUCAUAGAUAGGACCAUUGAUGAAAACAUUAUCAUUAUUAAAGAAGUGGCUCACUUGUUUAAAAAAGUUAAAAGGGGUAAAAAUAUUAUGGCUCUUAAAAUUGACCUCACUAAAGCUUUUGAUAGUUUAGAGUGGGCCUUUAUCAGAGAAACUCUCCUUGGUUUUAAAUUUCCGACUAAACUUGUUAACAUUAUCAUGAGUGUUGUCACUACUCCUUCAAUUUCUGUUUUGUGGAAUGGUGAAAUAACAAGUGAUUUUCUUCCAUCAAGGGGGAUUCGUCAGGGUGACCCCCUAUCUCCUUACAUUUUUGUUUUAUGCAUGGAAAGACUUAGUCAAUUAAUUCAGGAAAAAAUUAAUCUCAAUCUCUGGAAGCCCCUGAUGAUUGCUAAGGACAUUGGUCUUUCUCACCUUUUUUAUGCCGAUGAUGUUUUUCUUUUUGGCAAAGCGUCGUGGGCUAACAUGGAUGUCAUUCUAGAGGUUUUACAUGAGUUUGGUCAACAAUCUGGCUUAUUUCUCAAUGUUUUAAAAUCCACAAUCAUUGUUCCUAAGAAGAUGGAUCAUAAUGUUCGACAAUCUAUUUCUGGUCACUGUAACCUUCGCGUUACCUCGGACUUUGGGAAGUAUUUAGGGAUUAAAAUUUCUCCUAACAAACUUAGGAAAUGUGAUUAUUUAGGCCUAUUGGACAAAACUAAAGAUAAAAUUCGUGGUUGGCAAGCUAAACUUCUAAACAUGGCAGGUAGAUGUACCCUCAUUAAAGCGGUUCUUAAUACCUACCCCCUUUAUGUUAUGCAAACUAACAUUAUUCCUGUAAGUGUCCUUGAUGAUAUUCAAAAGGAUAUUAAACGUUUCUUGUGGAACAAGGUAGGUCAAAGGCAUUAUAUCUCUAGAACUUCAUGGACUCAGGUUUGUAAUCCUAUGAUGGCGGGGGGGCUUGGUAUUAGAGACUUGAGAAAAUGGAAUACCUGCUUCAUGGCCAAACUGGGGUGGAAAUUUCUCACUCAACCUUCUAAACUCUGGGUCCAAAUUAUAAAGGCAAAAUAUUGUAGAGGGUCAAAUUUUCUAGAUGCUAUCCCUAAUCAAACUCAGUCAAGUAUCUGGAGAGACAUUGUGAAGGGGAGGGAUCUCCUAAAGCAGGGUCUUAUCUAUAAUGUGGGGGAUGGGGAAGACAUUUCUAUUUGGUAUCAUCACUGGGUUGGGGAUGGACCUCUUUAUAAGCAUUGUGACAUUGUUAUCCCGGAUUCUAAAGCUCAUUGGAGAGUUGCUCGCAUUAUUCGAAAUGGGUCUUGGUACUUAGACUCUAUCAUUUCCUUACUUCCUCAUGAAAUUGUUAAAUCUAUUAAAGCUAUCCCUCUUCCUAAAAUUGCUGUGGUUCAUGAUGAUAUAAGAUGGGUUUUUUCUAAGGAUGGUCAAUUUGAUAUCAAAUCUGCUUAUCAUAGCAUGGAACCGGAUGUCCAACUCACUUGGGGCAUUCCUAACCUUUGGCAGAAACUUUGGAAAAUAAGUGCCCCUUUUAAAUACAAAAUGUUAUUGUGGAAUGUUGUUCAUGGUAUCCUCCCCACUGCUGAAAAUUUACAAAAGAGAAUACUUCAUUUUGAUUCCCAAUGCCAAUGUUGCCUAGAGCAAACUGAAACGCAUCUUCAUCUUUUUAAAAAUUGUCCCCAUGCCAACAUCCUUUGGAAACGAAUUUUCCAAUUUUUUAACUUAGCCAAAAAAGUGAACGUAGCCAGUUAUUUUAAUGGGGAUUGGGAGGAAUGGAUAACUCUAAAUUUUAUGCAAGAAAAAAGCUGGCUGGAAAUCUUUGUUAUUGCUAUUUGGCAUAUAUGGAAAAACAUGAACAAAGCGGUUUUUGACAGAGCAAUGUCGAGAUCUUCCACUCAGUAUAAUCAUUUCCUUGUGGAUUAUUUGCAUAAUACUAAUGUUUUUCAAAAGCAGAAUGUCUCUAAGCCAAGGAGCAACCAAGUCCCUGUGUGGAAGCCACCAGUUCACGGUUACCUGAAACUAAAUACGGAUGGGGCUUGGAAAUCAAACAACAAAGCGAGCGGUGGCGGUGUAAUAAGGAGAACAGAUGGAUCUUGGUUUAUGGGAUUCUCAAUCAAGUUUGACGCCAUCAAUCCAGCAGCGGCUGAACUAGCAACCAUUAGGGAAGGGCUGUCUUUAGCCAAGGAUCACAACAUCAGCAGAUUGGAGGUUGAAACAGAUGCCCAAGCCUUGAAAAUCAUGAUGGAUAGAGCUGAGAAAGUGUCGCAUCACCAGCUUAGUGCAAUUAUCUGCGAUAUUGUUAAACUCCUGAAGACAAACUGGGUUGUUGUGUUUCUCCAUGCAAAACGGGACGCCAAUAUGCUAGCUCAUAAAUUGGCCAGGUUAGGUAUGGAUAUGGAAAUGGAAAAGGUAACUCACACUGCUCCACCACAAUGCGCUUUGGAGGAAUACAUGAAGGAGCUUGUCAAUCCAAUGGCGUAA
This is a messenger RNA of Beta vulgaris subsp. vulgaris (sugar beet), 3765 nucleotides long. RefSeq lists its product as uncharacterized. The transcript has 2 exons. Gene Ontology annotation, molecular function: RNA-DNA hybrid ribonuclease activity; nucleic acid binding. Lineage: Eukaryota; Viridiplantae; Streptophyta; Magnoliopsida; Caryophyllales; Amaranthaceae. The coding region runs from base 1 to 3765 and encodes 1254 amino acids. The record is from RefSeq and is a predicted model, not a curated record.